AUGGCAGAUAUACCAUCACCAGCAGCAGCAGCAGCAGCUCCUGUCGUCCCCGCUCCUCCUCUGCCGAACGAACCAACGUGCGUGGUCUGCGGUCGAUACGGAGAAUACAUCUGCGACGCGACGAACGACGACGUAUGUAGUAUAGCAUGUCGCAACAUAUGCAUCAGCAGACGCGAAGUGACGACGCGAGCGACGUGGAAUGAUCAACAGGACCAACGGCGUCAGUCGGACGAGUCCGACGACGCGCUUCGACAAAAGCUGGGUAUUCGAGCCGCCGCUGUCUCGGCAGCUGGCUCUGGUCACGAACAUGAGAGCCGAUUACCAUUGGUGUUGCCUCGUCUCCUCGUGGACUUUACACAUGAGCAACAAGAUGAUGAACGAUUGCCCACGGCAUUGGUGACCAAUCUCCUGGCGAAUCACUUUGAAAGCCCCACACCGGUGCAAAUGCAGACAAUCCCUUGUGUGCUGCAAGGAAGCCACGUCUUAGUGAGUGCACCAACCGGAACAGGAAAGACGGCUUCAUAUUUGAUUCCUGUAAUUUCGCAGGUCUUGUUCGCGAGAGAGCAGAAGGAAGAGACCGUGGCAGUGGUAUUGGCGCCAGUCCGAGAGCUUGCGAUUCAGAUCGAGACAGUGGCAAAAAUGAUGAUGCGAGGUAUUUAUGACAUGAAGACAGCCUUGUUAGUGGGCGGACUUCCCGUCCCAACGCAGCGCUAUCGACUACAAAGCGGCGUCCAAUUGAUUGUGGCCAGCCCCGGUCGCUUUCUUGACAUCUUUACAAAUUACAGUGGCGGCGACGCUCUCCUGCCUGCAAUUCGAGUGUGCGUAGUUGACGAGGUGGACGUCAUGCUUGGCGUUGGGUUUCGGCCUCAAAUUUCGCAAAUUGUAGCGUUGCUGGCUGCAUCUACCAAGAAGCACAUUCAGCUUUUGUUUUUUAGCGCGACGAUAUCGAAGGAGGUCGAAGCGCUGGUGCAGCAGGUUUUAAAGACCCAACGUACUCAGUCUUUCAUUCGCAUCGAUGUUCGUAAGGAUGCAUCCGAGACCAGCUUACCGACGGAGCUGCCGAGUCUGUGUAUACACUCCGGUGCACGCCAUCAGGUCCGGUGGGUGGAAGACAAGGAAAAGAAAAACAAGCUGUUUGAGUUUUUGGGAACGAAAGGAAACGAGUCGACGCUUGUCUUCGUAGGAUCGAAGCUUGGUGCGACAAUGCUAGCAGAAGCGAUUCAAAAGCGCUGUAAAACUAGUGCAGAAGCGAUUCACUCGGACAAAACGCAGCAAGAAAGACUUCGUCUGCUCGAGGCAUUUGUGAACUUGGAGGUCCCAAUCCUGGUGUCGACAAACGUGCUGAGUCGAGGGAUGGAUCUGCUGAAUGUCGAAAACGUGGUGGUGUACGACUUUCCGAAGAAAAUCGCGGACUUCGUUCAUUUAAUCGGUCGCACAGGGCGUGGAAGCCACAAGACUGGAGACACGCUCACGCUCGUGAAUUCAGCAGACCGCUUGCUUUUCCGUGAGCUUGCUUCGAUGCUACGGCAAGCAAACGUGUCCGUGCCCCGCGAAAUGUACCACAGCAUUCGUUUACAAGACGCUAAGAAGCGUGCGUAUUCGAAUGACAUUGUUAUCGAUGAAUCCAAGCGAGCUUUUCGGAUUAGAAAGCAAAUGAUUGAUGGAACCAGCAGUGUAGCAUCGGAGUGGAAAGAGUGGAAUAAUCAGCAAAGCCGCAAGCGGCGCAAAACAGGAUCGUAG
Hyaloperonospora brassicae is the source of this 1740-nucleotide messenger RNA. The record is from the annotation of a GenBank genome assembly. NCBI's taxonomy places the organism in Eukaryota, Oomycota, Peronosporomycetes, Peronosporales, Peronosporaceae.